UGUAGGUCAAGCCUCUGCUGCCUUUUCCAUUUGCUUCAGGGCUCUGUUCUGAGAGGAGCUUCGUGAAGAGGAGAGAAUUCAUGGCGUCUUACCACUUUCCGACAUGAGAAAAGCCCUCAGCCAAUGGGAAGUAGUGAUAGCACUUUGUGUACUUGUCGAGUGGAGUUCUGGAGGAAUAACAACUGUCAUCUGCUCAGGCCGCGUCUGGGUGGAGCCAGCGCCAGUCUUUGAGAUGGGGUUGAACGUCUCCAUCCUUUGCCAGUCAGCUGUACCAAAUUGCCAGCCGAGGAAGUUUCAUCUCUAUAAAACCAGUAAAGGCAUUCAAGACAAACUUCGGAUGGCAAAACUCAACCAGACUACCGCGCGGCUGCAGCUUAGCAACUUCCGAGAGCCGCGAGCCCACGUAAUCUGCAGGGUGGAGUGUCCCAGGCAAGAGGGAGAGAAGCUGAUCUGCGGAGAAGACGUGGCUUCUGGCUAUCCUCCAAAUGUUCCCACCAACUUAACGUGCCUCGUUUAUGAGCAUUCCAGCAACGUGACGUGUACUUGGGAUACAGGGACACCCACCUACCUCAACACCAAAUACACCGUGCAUGUGAAGAGCUUGCAGACAGGAGAAGAACAGCUCUAUCUUACUUCAGGGUAUAUCAACAUUUCGACCAGCGCACUACGCAGUGGCAAAAUGUACUCCAUUUGGGUCCAAGCGGCAAAUGCACUAGGCAAGGAAGAGUCGGAUCACCUGCAACUUAACCUUGAUGACAUAGUGAUUCCUGCCCUCCCAGUCAUUACAGGAGCUGAGGAUUUAAAUACAUCGGUGCCCACAACUAUUAUCCACUGGAAAAUCCAAACAUCGAUGGAUGGAGUUUUCUGUGAGAUGAGAUAUAAGGCAGCCACGAGGCCAUCUUGGAAUGUCAAAGAACUAGAAACCACCUCGACGUCAGUGCAACACACAGAGUACAAUCUGGAACCCAGCACCAAGUACGCGUUUCAAGCCCGAUGUCGACAGCCUGGGAGGAGGUACGGGCGGGAGUGGAGCGUGCCCUUUUUCCACACAACCCCAGAAGCAGUUCCUCAGGUCUCCUUGAAAUCCUUCCAAGGCCAACCUCACCAUAUUGUAGCUCCAAGUGCUUCCAUCUUUAAAGACCAUUUGACUUCCGGCAAUAGAAAUCCCACCACUGGACUUUUGUCUGCAAUGCUCCUCUGUGUCACGGUGGUGUCUGCACUUUUCUUGACUGUGAUAUUUAAACAGUCACUCAGAGUCAGAAUUAAAAGGCGACUCCUAUUGUUCCUACCAAAUUGGCUUCAUGAAGACGUCCCCAAUGUGAGGAAUAGUUGUGCUAUGAAAACCUUACAGGAAAUAAGUGAAUUUAUCAUGAAUAAUUCCAGAGAGUCAUCCCUUGACCCAGAUCCAAUAAUCACGGAGAUAGAGGAAAUCUAUCUCCAAAAAGAAUUCCAACCCAUGCACUCUCAACUGGAAACCACAGCAGAGUUGGUGGCUAUUGGGGAGGACCCGCAUAUCUCGCCGUUUGUGGAUGUGACCGUGGCUUAUCUCCCUGACCCCAGCACCGGCUACAAACCGCAGAUCUCCAGUGUGCUCCCUGUGGAGCGCCCCCCCUGUGAGAUCAGAGACCUGAGAGUCUCAGCCUUUGAAUCCCAAGUCAUUCCUUUGAGUUUGGGCAAGAACGUGGUGAUCAGAAACUGUCCGAGCCCAGUUUUCUCCAGCACCAGCACCAAUGUUGGGAGGGACCUUUUUUCCCUGGAAGAAAGAUGCCUCAUCUUUGACCCCAAUGAGAGUGGGUCAGUGGAAGGGCGAGAGGAAACUGAAAUGGAGGCCUUGAUGACCUUGGAAAAGCAACCGUCCAGGGAAAGUCUUCCAGAGCAGACCCUGCUGCCUGAUGAUCUGGUUUCCUGUUUGAGGGCCAGGGGGGAGAAGGACUCCCCAGAUGUCCGCCCUUAUUUUCCACAGAGGUUUGGAGGGCCGUUUCCAUAG
This is a messenger RNA of Vombatus ursinus (common wombat), 1987 nucleotides long. RefSeq names its product interleukin 23 receptor (gene IL23R). Gene Ontology annotation, molecular function: protein binding; cytokine receptor activity. Bases 104 to 1987 code for a protein of 627 amino acids. Gene Ontology annotation, biological process: cytokine-mediated signaling pathway. The transcript is spliced from 11 exons. Lineage: Eukaryota; Metazoa; Chordata; Mammalia; Diprotodontia; Vombatidae. Gene Ontology annotation, cellular component: external side of plasma membrane. The record is from RefSeq and is a predicted model, not a curated record.